CAAGGGGAAAGCAGGGCCACCGUUAGCGCCUCCUCUCCCCGCUCCGAUCCGGAUCUCCCCAUCCAUUCCGGCGAGCCCUCGCCGCGUCGCUUCCACGCGACCCUACUUCCUUAAUAAAUUCAACCUCCCCGCCGCUGCUCCCGUCAAACCCCGAAUACUAUCCGACUACUUCCUCCCCUGCCCGCGCCGCCUCCCGAGCCCAACAAACCCUAGGCGACGCCCAUGGACUUCGAGGCCGACGGCCGCUUCGGCAACAAGCGCGUGCACAACCGCCUCGGACCGGCGCCCGGCGCCGCCUCUUCGUCUUCCUCUACCAAGGUCUGCAUCCAUUGGCGCGCUGGGCGAUGCAAUCGCUUCCCCUGCCCCUUCCUCCACAGCGAGCUCCCUGAGGCGGCCACCACCAAGCGCCCGAACCAAAGGGAUGGCCCUGGUGGGCACGUCUGGCGCAACCCCAACUCAGGAGGAGGGGGCCGCGGUGGCGGCGGCGGCUUCAACAAAUGGGGGAGGGGCCCCGGAGGUGCAGACGGUGGCGUGAGGCACAAGGUGCCCGACCGGCCCUGCAAAUUCUUCCUCGCCGGAGACUGCACCUACGGCGAGAAGUGCCGCUACCCGCACACAUAUUGCAUGAGCAAUAGCAUCACGCUGCUCACCCCUCUCCAGGGCCACGAGAAGGUUGUGACAGGGAUCGCACUGCCUACUGGGUCAGACAAGCUGUAUUCUGGUAGUAAGGAUGGAACAGUGCGCCUUUGGGAUUGUCAAACUGGACAGUGUGCUGGUGUCCUCCCCGUGGGGGGUGAGGUUGGGUGCAUGAUCAGCGAGGGGCCAUGGUUGUUUGUUGGAAUACCUGAUGCUGUCAAGGUUUGGAAUAUGCAAACUCAAGCAGAAAUGAACCUUACCGGGCCGACUGGACAAGUCUAUGCACUCGCAAUUGGCAAUGAGCUACUCUUUGCUGCAACACAGGAUGGAAGGAUUUUGGCAUGGAGAUUUAGCGCCGUGACAAAUUGUUUUGAGCCAGCUGCUUCUCUUACCGGGCAUCAGCUUGCUGUUGUUUCGUUAAUAGUAGGAGGCAUGAGAGUUUACUCUGGCUCAAUGGAUAAAACCAUUAGAGUAUGGGAUCUGGCAACGUUGCAGUGCAUACAGACUCUUUCUGAUCAUACGAAUGUAGUUAUGUCUCUACUAUGCUGGGAUCAGUUUCUGUUAUCUUGUUCUUUGGAUCAAACAAUAAAAGUCUGGGCGGCUACAGAAAGUGGAAACUUGGAAGUAACAUAUACACACAAAGAGGAGAACGGUGCACUUGCUCUUACUGGCAUGCCUGAUGCACAAUCAAAACCUGUGCUAGUAUGUUCAUUAAAUGACAACACUGUCCGCCUCUAUGACCUGCCAUCGUUCAGUGAUAGGGGCAGAAUAUUCUCCAAGCAGGAAAUUAGGGCAAUACAAACUGGACCUGGUGGUUUAUUUUUCACUGGGGAUGGAACCGGUGAGCUGAAGGUUUGGCAAUGGAUUAUUGAUGCCUCCCAAACCUGAUGGAUAUAGUGUACUCUAGAUUAGUUUCCCAAUGUAUGUUAUGCGGGAUUUCUCAAGGAUACACAUAAUGAGUUGAGGUGUGGUUGGCGAUCAGUUCAAUUUUCGGUUAUAUCCUACAUUUAUUCUCCCAAGGAUAUGAGACUCCGCUGGAUCGGAUUGCAGUUAGAACACAUGCAGAGGGCCCAUGUAGUAUCAGUAUGAAAGCUAGUCUUGUUCUGGAAUGGGUUCGACGUCGGGGGAAUAAUUCCUUGUAAUUUGCAGAGCACCGGAACAUGGAAGUGUCUCAUUGCUUUUCUCCGAUGUGCUGAUAACUUCAAAGGAUGUAUUAAUAUAAGGAUUUUGUUCGGCCGCGUUUGGGUUGGGGAAACUUGAGAUUUUCUCGCGGCAGUUGUAAGUGCCAUCUUUUUUGGAACAGUUAUAUGUUGGGUUCGUUCGCUCACGCAUGCCUCUUGCUCUUUUCAUUGUAUAAAUUGGGUGUUCAUAACUAAAUAUAGAUGUAUUUCUUCCUGAA
Messenger RNA from Triticum dicoccoides, 2035 nucleotides. Its product is annotated as zinc finger CCCH domain-containing protein 17. The transcript has 9 exons. NCBI's taxonomy places the organism in Eukaryota, Viridiplantae, Streptophyta, Magnoliopsida, Poales, Poaceae. Gene Ontology annotation, molecular function: protein binding; metal ion binding. The record is from RefSeq and is a predicted model, not a curated record. Bases 223 to 1524 code for a protein of 433 amino acids.